Calypte anna (Anna's hummingbird) is the source of this 3239-nucleotide messenger RNA. It is a transcript of the gene SNTA1, whose product is annotated as syntrophin alpha 1. Gene Ontology annotation, molecular function: protein binding; structural molecule activity. Gene Ontology annotation, cellular component: neuromuscular junction; dystrophin-associated glycoprotein complex; sarcolemma. NCBI's taxonomy places the organism in Eukaryota, Metazoa, Chordata, Aves, Apodiformes, Trochilidae. The record is from RefSeq and is a predicted model, not a curated record. The transcript is spliced from 8 exons. Bases 336 to 1520 code for a protein of 394 amino acids.
AAAUGUCCCUUUCAAACUCGGCAACACGAAGGAGGUGGCUGUAAACUCCUCGGAGAUCCCCAGGCUGGUGCGUUAAACCAGCACAGCUCGGGCUUGGAGAAGCCCCCUCCCGCAGACGGGAGCAGUGGGAAGCCUCCCUGUUGCAAUCCGUUUUUUCCCCACCCCGAGCUGCCUUAUUCCUCUGUGACUCGCCUGAACUUCAGGCUGGAAACUUCUUGGGAGGAUGGCGUUUCUGCCUUUGCUUUUUACGUCGCUCCCAGCAUGCUGGAAACUCUGAAACGGAUUGAAACGAGGAUGAAACGGGCAGCGGGUGGGCAGGUGGCCGAGAGAACAAAAUGCCCAUCUUGAUCUCCAAGAUAUUUAAGGGGCUGGCAGCAGAUCAGACCGAAGCGCUCUACGUGGGGGAUGCCAUCCUCUCUGUCAAUGGGACUGACCUGUCCGAGGCAACACAUGAUGAGGCGGUGCAGGCGUUGAAGAAGACGGGCAAGGAGGUGGUCUUGGAAGUGAAGUACAUGAAGGAGAUCUCCCCUUACUUCAAGAACUCAUCCACAGGAGCCACAGUCAGCUGGGACCCCUCUCCUGCUGCCCCACAGAAGUGCUCGUCCCCCCUCCUGCCCCCUCGGGAGCUCCGGGAGGGCAGGACCGUGCCCUUGAAGAUGUGCUACGUGUCCCGCAAGUGCCUCCCCGCCGACCCGGAGCACAGGUACCUGGAGGUGUGCUCGGCGGACGGGCGCGUUGCCCUCUUCCUGCGGGCGAAGGACGAGGCCACAGCGCAGUCGUGGCUCAGCGCCAUUCAGGCCAACGCGGUCGCACUGCUGCCGAGGGUGAAGGAGGAGCUGCGAGCACAGCUGGGAGGUGCUGGCGCGGUAGCUGGACGGGACAUCAAACACGUAGGCUGGCUGACCGAACAGCUCCCCAGCACCGGUACCAGGAACCUCUUGGCUGUCCUGACGGAGAAGGAGCUGCUGCUCUAUGGCAGUCUGCCCCAGAGCCGUGACGCUGUGGGCAAGCCCACACACAGCUACCCACUCAUUGCCACCAGGCUGGUGCACUCGGGGCCGGCCAAGGGUUCGGCGCUGUACGCGGCGGAGCUGUCGUUCGCACUGCGCAGCGGCACCCGGUUGGGCGUGCAGACCCACCUCUUCAGCCUGGAGAGCCCCCGGGACCUGGCGCUCUGGACCCGCCUGCUGGUGGAUGGCACCCACGGGGCCGCCGAGCUGGCCCAGGAGGUCUCGACAGCCUGCACAUGGAAGGGGCAGGACUGCACCCUCUCCAUCCACAUCGACAAGGGCUUCACCAUCUCCACCACCGAGCCCGGGCUCAGCAAGACCAUCCUGCUCCAGCAGCCCUUUGAGAAGCUGCAGAUGUCCUCAGAUGAUGGCACUAAGAUGCUCUACCUGGACUUUGGUGGCCCAGAGGGAGAGAUUCAAUUGGACCUUCACUCUUGCCCCAAAACUAUCGUCUUCAUCAUCCACUCUUUCCUCUCAGCCAAGUUGACCCGGCUGGGGCUGCUGGCAUGAGGAGGGAGCUGAGAGGGCAGAGGACCCCAAGCCCUGGCCCAUCUAUGCACCUUCCUCUGGGCCAAACCCAGCCCCAAGCCAGCCCAAGGAGAUCUGGAGCCCCUGCCAGCCCAAGGAAAAGCAACAGCCAGCUGGGAAAAACAACUCCUUGGACUUUUGGGUUGAAUCCCUCCUGGACGGCAGCACCGGGACUUCUCCAGUCCCUUCUUCCCCUCCUUCAUCCUGCUCUGAUGCUCUGCAGCAGCUGGAGAAGCCGGUUUGGAACCCGCCGUGUGUGGUUGUCACCCCAGUGCCUUGUGAGAUGAUAUUUUCUGUACCAAGAACCCAUUUGUACCCAUGUUUUAUAUUUAUAUCGUCCAGCUCAAAGCGCUAACAUGGCACCUCUCGCUCACCUGCCUUGGACCCCUUGGAGCAUUCCCAGGUCCUUGCAGCACAAGAACCCAGACAGACAACCAGAGGGCUGGAGACCGGAGCACUGGAGAGAUGGAAGCUGCAGAUCAGAUCUAUUUGCCAAAUUUUUCCAUAUUGUGCCCAGGGACGGGAGCCACUUUUCUUUGUUGGAGUUGGAUGGUUCAUUUUAUUUUGCUGACUCCUGGGUCACUUUAUUUCUCAGCUGAGGGUUGAAGGUUGUUCAGGCAGCUGCUGGGAAACAGCUUCUUUUAUGAACCAAAAGAUUCUGCAUGAAAUUUUUUUUUUUUUUUUUUUUUUUUUUUUUUUUUUUGGUGAAGUAAAAGAUCUGUAUGUGGGUUGAUACCAGGGCUGUGCCUCAGGGUGUUUGCUAGCAGGGGAAGGAGAGGUUUCACUGUGGGACAUUGCUGUGAGCUGGAGGUAGGGGUGUUUGGAACCCUGGGGGGGUCAGAUGGGGGCAAAAAGUCUUUUGAGCUGCCUGAUGCUGUGCUGGGUGUGCAGAGGGAGGCAGGUUGAUCCUUGCACAGCUAGGAGAUAGCAGGUGGGGUUGAAUAACCUUCUCUUCCUGUGCUGGGAUGCUCAGUGUAGGGUGGGUGUCAUUUCCAAAUUCAGAAAAAGUUGCAGGGAGAGCUGGCAGCUCUGGGGAGGUUUUCUCAGGGCACUUGGACAUUGCUGGGCAUCCUCUGUAGCUCACCUGCAGCAUCUCCUCACUUCUGGAGAGAGAAAAGGCUUUUUCAGUGCUAACAGGGAUUCACUCAGGGUGGCAGGGAUUGAGGUUAACCUGGGAAGGACUCGAUCAAUCCUGGCUGUGUCACAAGCCCAGUCACCAUCCCCAUGCCACCAGAGCUACCCUGGCUGCCUAACUGCUCCAGCAAGGGCAUCACGAGAAGGAAACAAUGUCCACAGCCCAGCCAGGCAGCUACUUAAACUUUUUCUGAAUUUGGAAACAUGCAAGAAGGGCAGCAUAGUGCGUGUGGUUUGGGCAGGGAGGGAAGCACAGGAACAGCUUCUUUGGUGUAAAGGAUAUUUUCUACAUGCAAGAACUCAGCUGAUGAGCUCUGUGGGACAGGGUGCUGGAGAGAAGGGGGCUUGAGCCCAUGCAAGUACAGCCUGUGCCUCUGUGCAGAACCUCAUGCCUGACAGCAGUCAUCUUGUCUGAUUCACAAGCCCCUAUUUUUAUUGCACUGAACUGUCAGAUUUCCAAGAGACUUUGCAAAAUGGAUUUGCCAAAGAAAAAAAAACAACAAACCACCACCCUUCCCCCUCCCUGUUACUACCUGUUAAAUCAAUACAACAAGUAAUUUAGAAACA